UUGCCUGAGACCAGCGGGGCGCGUGCCAGCGCCGUUUUUCUUGUCCGCACGAGUCUAUUCUUCUGCAUUCCAUUUCUCUUCCUCUUCUUCCUCAAUCCCCUCUAUUUCUCUCUAGUUGGCAGUGCUAGAUUCCAGCGGCUGUCAUGUAUCGAUUUCUUUCUAGAUCGAAUACCCUGAUAAAAUCCAUCUCCAAACCCUCUCCAAUCCUCCCCAAUCUACCAAGCACCCCUUCUCAUCUUUCCGCCCUCUCGUUCCCAUUACCUGAAUUCUUUUACAAUUGCACGAAUUUACUGAAUUCGAUUGACGGUUGCACUAUCGGCGGACGGAGGACUUUCUGCAGCGGUUCGGGCGGCCGGGAGUCUUUGCAUUACGAUGUUGUCAUCGUCGGAGCUGGGCCAGCUGGGCUAUCGGCGGCCAUACGAUUGAAGCAGCUGUGCUCGGAAAGGAAUAAAGACAUAUCGGUUUGUGUCCUGGAGAAAGGCUCAGAAGUCGGUGCGCAUAUAAUUUCCGGAAAUGUUUUUGAGCCUCGUGCGUUGGAUGAACUUCUACCAAAUUGGAGACAUGAAGGGGCUCCAAUCGAAGUCCCAGUGUCUUCUGACAAGUUUUGGCUGCUGACGAAGAAUAGACAUAUACCGCUUCCCUCUCCCUUUGAUAAUAAAGGGAACUAUGUAAUCAGCUUGAGCCAGCUGGUUCGCUGGAUGGCAGCGAAAGCUGAGGAGUUGGGUGUAGAAAUUUAUCCCGGUUUUGCUGCUAGCGAGAUUCUCUAUGAUGAAAAUAACAGGGUUGUUGGGAUUGGGACUAAUGACAUGGGCAUUGCAAAAGAUGGAUCGAGAAAGGAAACUUUUCAAAGUGGCAUUGAGCUAAGAGGAAGGCUAACAUUUCUUGCUGAAGGAUGUAGAGGUUCAUUAUCAGAGAAAAUAAUAAGAAACUAUAAACUUCGAGAAAAAGGACCAGUGCAACAUCAAACGUAUGCAUUAGGCGUUAAAGAGGUUUGGGAAAUUGAAGAAGAAAAACAUGAGUCUGGUGCUGUGCUGCAUACUAUUGGAUGGCCCUUGGAUAGGAAUACAUAUGGUGGAAGUUUCCUGUACCACAUGAAAGACAGGCAGGUAUCAUUCGGUUUAGUUGUUGCGUUGAAUUAUCGCAAUCCAUACUUGAGCCCUUUUGAUGAGUUUCAGAAAUUCAAGCAUCACCCUUCCAUCAAAUCACUUUUGGAAGGAGGAACUGUUCUUCAGUAUGGUGCCCGCACUCUAAAUGAAGGUGGUUUUCAGUCCAUUCCAUAUCCUGUUUUUCCUGGAGGUGCUAUUAUUGGUUGCUCUGCAGGCUUCAUAAACGUGCCUAAGAUAAAGGGUACACAUACAGCCAUGAAAUCAGGAAUGCUGGCAGCAGAAGCAGGAUUUAAUGUCCUUGUUGAAGAUUCUCAAAUGGAAACAUACUGGGACAGUUUGAAGAAGUCCUGGAUAUGGGAAGAGCUUUACAGAGCUCGAAAUUAUCGCCCGGCAUUUGAAUAUGGUUUAGUUUCUGGUUUAGCCUUCUCUGCUUUGGAGCGGUAUAUAUUCAGGGGAAACUUGCCUUUGACAUUAAAGCAUGGAAAACCUGAUCAUGAAGCAACAGAAAUCACAAGUCUUCACACACCCAUCCCAUAUCCGAAGUCAGAUGGAGUGCUAUCUUUUGACGUGCCAACAUCUCUGUACAGGAGCAACACAAACCAUGAGCAUGACCAGCCUGUCCAUCUCAGAUUGAGGGAUCCAAAUGUUCCUCAACAUGUGAACUUCCCAAAAUUUGCAGGACCUGAGUCGCGGUAUUGCCCUGCUCGUGUGUAUGAGUAUAUUCCUGAUGAGAAGCUUGGUCAGAAGCUCCAAAUCAAUGCUCAAAACUGCCUUCAUUGUAAGGCUUGUGAUAUUAAAGAUCCAAAACAGAAUAUUGAGUGGACAGUGCCCGAAGGAGGUGGUGGUCCAGCCUAUACAAUUAUGUAGAUCUUGCUCUACAUUCUGCUUUCUGAAAUUGCAAUUCCUUCUCCAAUAAAAGCCAUACUAAUCUUAAUAGAAGCAUAAUAGCCAUAAGGAUCUGAAGGUUUACAGACAAAAGGCCGCCUCUAGGCAUUACGGAGAGAGAAUCUUUUAUCAAUUUAGGUUCUGAUUCAGCAUGAUUACUCUGAUCCUUCUUCCUUGUUACAUCAAAUGAAUUAAAAACAAAUAAAAUUCAGUACUAGGAUAAUUUAUAGGUUUCCUUUUUUAAAGAAGUA
Phalaenopsis equestris is the source of this 2242-nucleotide messenger RNA. RefSeq names its product electron transfer flavoprotein-ubiquinone oxidoreductase, mitochondrial. NCBI's taxonomy places the organism in Eukaryota, Viridiplantae, Streptophyta, Magnoliopsida, Asparagales, Orchidaceae. Gene Ontology annotation, biological process: electron transport chain. The coding region runs from base 144 to 1973 and encodes 609 amino acids. Gene Ontology annotation, cellular component: mitochondrial inner membrane. The record is from RefSeq and is a predicted model, not a curated record. The transcript has 18 exons. Gene Ontology annotation, molecular function: electron-transferring-flavoprotein dehydrogenase activity; iron-sulfur cluster binding.